AUGUCUGCAUUUUUCGGUUUUUGCAACAAACUACAGGCAAAUACCAACGUUUUUGGUGGAAACGCAUUUGGAGCUCCUGCUUCAACACCAGCCGUAUCCGGGCAGCAGCCCACGUUUGGAGGAAGCACGGGAUUCGCUUUCGGAUCAACGGCUCCAAACGCUGCCCCAGGUUUCGGUGGGAGCGCUUUUGGGGGAUUCGGUGCACCUACCACAAGCAGUGGAACGUUCGGUGGUUUCGGUGCAACCGCUCAAUCAGCGCAGCCGCAGUCGUCUUUUUUUUCUGGGCUUAGUCAGCCAGCCCAGCCAUCGGGCGGCUUCUUCAGUGGUACCCAAACGACAGGAGGAACGUUCUUCGGAGCGCAACCAACUCAGCCAAAUGUGUUUGGCGCUCAACCCGCCCCAGGUGGGCCCAUGUCGGAAGCAGAGUAUGCCGCUCGCUUGGCUACGUGCAUCCAAAGUCCCUUUAUCUUCGGAGAUGACCGGGAUCCGAUCAUAGCUAAAUACAAUUCCGUUUUGGCUACCAUCGGCUGUGGGAAGGCUUUUCAUAGUCAAGGGCAGACUCUGGAGAUUGCGCCUGACAAUGCGUUUUGCAAGUGGAAGUGUGUUGUUUACAUGCCUAAGCGGGAUCCGGGAAGUAAUGAAGGCGUCAUCCGGAUGAUCUUUAACAAGACGGAUACCGAAGUGUACGAAGUCAGAAGGGAAUUGGCGGAGCUGUUACAUAAGCUUUUAGGAGAUCUGCCGAAUGUUCAAGUGGAAAUCGACGGCGUUGCUCCUCUUCCAGAUAAUAAAUGUGAACUAUUAUUCCAUGUCCUAGAACGACAAAAUGACGGAAAUAUACGUCGCACCCCUGCUUCGGAAUUGUUUUCAUUCCUCAUGCAGCCUGCACAAAGAGCACAUUUGCAAAGUAUGCUCGUAGAGGAUGUUCAGGCCAAGGUCGCUCACACUAAAGAAAUGGAAAAGCAGUAUUUGGAAAAAGUUCCCCCUGGUCUCAGCUCAUACAUGUGGUACCAAGCACAAAAGGAUAAUCCUGAUCCGGAGAAUCUCUUUCCUGUGCCCAUCGUCGGAUUCAACGAGAUGUACGACCAACUGAAGAAGGAACACGCGCUGGCUGCACUGUGCAAGGAAAAAUCCACACUCAUCGAAAAUGAUCUCCGACAGCUUGAGAGCAAAGCCGAGACAAACAAACAGUUGUCUUCCAGUUAUCGUGAUAAGUUGGAUAAAUUUGUAUUGCGUCAAUUGCGUAUUGCGAGCAAUCAGCCUACCAUCGCGCGGAUAGGUCAGCCUCUUUCCAAAUUUGAAACCGAUCUUUUCGAUCAAGUGUCACAAAUGAAGGCAUCGAUGGAAGCACCUGAAAGGAAUUUGAAGAAUCGAGCUCAAGAACUGGCAACCAAUAUUCAGCUGCACGAUCGAUAUUUGACGGAGAGAGCAAAACGCCAGCCGCGCAUCGACACCAGAAGCCUGAGCGAGACGGAGAAAGACGACAUGGCUAAAGCCUGUGAUUUGCUUUUUAAUGUUCUAGAUGCCUGUAAAGAAAGAAUCAAGGAAGAAAAGGAUAUGUUACUCAAGCUCUUGUCGGAAGAAAGCGACUCCAUGUCUGUUAACUGAAAACAUUGCUUUUACGGAUGAAUAUUGCUGCGACUUGUUUUACUGUGUUGAAACAGUUCUUCUUCAGAUUAGGAACUUGUUUUGGGUUGAUCGAUAAAUUUUUAAUCUUUCGUUCUUCGAACGCUGCUUCUGAAUCACCAAAAAAACGUUACCGAUGGACA
This is a messenger RNA of Paramacrobiotus metropolitanus, 1766 nucleotides long. RefSeq names its product nuclear pore complex protein Nup54-like. The record is from RefSeq and is a predicted model, not a curated record. Gene Ontology annotation, biological process: nuclear pore organization; protein localization to nuclear inner membrane; NLS-bearing protein import into nucleus. Lineage: Eukaryota; Metazoa; Tardigrada; Eutardigrada; Parachela; Macrobiotidae. Gene Ontology annotation, molecular function: structural constituent of nuclear pore. The coding region runs from base 1 to 1605 and encodes 534 amino acids. The transcript has 7 exons. Gene Ontology annotation, cellular component: nuclear pore central transport channel; nuclear pore.